CCGCCUACUGCAGUCGCAACGUUUCCACCGGUCGCGUGCAAGUGUGGUCCAUUCGUGAACAAAGUGUCGAUCGUUUUCGUGAUCUAUAUGUAAUAACAUUAUCACUCUCGUUUAAUACAGUUUUUUUUUCACCGUCUGUUACGUUAUUCACGUUCGUCUGUCGCAGAAAAAAAAUUUUCAAUGGACGAAUUCAACGAGGAUAUUCACAAAUUAUUCAAAGGAUAAUCAAUUUUGAAGGAUUAUAUUUAACUGAAAUAGAACAUGUGGUUUUUCCUGUUAUUCAUUUCAUCAUUUUACAUUUGGACAUGUAACGGAUUGACCGUAAAAGCAGUGGUGCCUCGGUACAAGGUCCGCGGGGAGACGGCCUUGCUCCGGUGCGACUACGAGCUGGAAGGUGCUUUCCUGUACGCCGUCAAAUGGUACCGUGAAAACGAAGAGUUUUACCGGUUUGUGCCCAAAACGAACCCUCAGAAGACGUCUUAUGCGGUGGAUGGGAUUAAAGUCGACCACACGCAGUCCAAUAGCCGACAGUUAGUGUUGAGAGACAUAACGCUGAAAACCACAGCUAAUUACCGGUGCGAAGUUUCUGCAGAAGCGCCGUCGUUUGCUUCCGCACAAGAUGGUGGCCGAAUGGAAGUUAUAUACUUGCCUAAAGACGGACCGUACAUUACUGGUGAUAAGUCAGUUUACCAGUUUGGUGACACGAUCAAUUUGAACUGUUCUUCAGCCAAGUCUUAUCCAGCAUCCAGUCUUCAUUGGUUCAUAAAUAACAUUUCGGCGAGAGAAGAAUCUUUGAAGAGAUUUCCAGCACAAAAACAUCCUCGAGGACUUGUGACGACAACUUUGGGGUUGCAUUUACCUUUAGACGCGGAAACCGUGUUGAACGGUGCAGUGAGGGUUAGGUGUGUGGCGGUACUAUCACCCGUAUUAUGGAGUAGUGACAACGAGAAAGUGCUGCCCAGACAAGAUAAAAGAGAAGCACUCCUGCUCGUUACAGGAUCUUCCAGCGAAUGUAAUUCCAGCAAAGUCAUCGUGUUCCUAUUUUUAUUAUUCAUACAUGUGUUUUUUUAAAAUGAAAAAAGAAAACAAAUUAUUAAUAAAUAAAUAAAAAAUAUCAUAUCAAAUAUAAUUUUAUUCUAAUAUUUUAAUUUUUUGAAAAAUGUAUUUUAUUUGUAAAUUUGAUUGUAUUAGAUAUAGUUAAUCCCUAUAUAAAUAAACAUGUACUACUUGUGUUAAAUAUAAAUAAUGUGUUUUAAAUUACUUAAUAUCCUCACUUCGGAUCGUUUCUCGCAUUUUAUAAGACUAGUGAGAAUAACAAUUAUUUAAAAUUUCUAUUAGAUAGAUAUAAUAACUUGCAGGCAAGUAGCUAUCAUUUUUCUAAGUGGAUGUUAUAAUAAUAUCAACCCUAAUAGACAAAAUAAAAUAUUAUACUAUCUAUAUGUUGGUCAACCUCAGCUAAUAUUUAUAUUUUAUAAAUUAAUUUGUAUUCAAUAAUGACUAUAUUUUAAUACAAUAUGUUUUCAAAAUAUCUGUAAUAGAUGACACAGUCGAUGAGAGAUGAUUAAAUUAAAUUUAUAACACUACCUCUCCCAUAAUUAUAACUAAAAAAAAAAAAUAAGAAACUAUCAUUCAAAGUAUGUUCAAUGCUGGCUACAAUUCAUAGACAUAAUUUACAUUGCAACAAUUUAUUGGUACGUGAAAUAAUUAAUAAGUCACAUUUUCUAAAACAAAUAUAAUUUUAAAAAUAUAUGAAUAUGACACGUUAAAAAAUAAACAAAUUUCUAUACAAUUUACCAAUUUAAAACUUGCUGAUAAUCGUUAUCACACAUUUUGUAAAUGUUUCAAAAACUUAUUAGAUUUUCAUUUACAUUGAAUUUAUGGUGACCAAUAACAAAUAUUGAAAACAUUGAUAUUGUUUCAACAAACAAGAAUGUUUCCAUUAAUUUAAUGACAUACGACACAUCAAUCAUACAUCCAUAUUAUAAUUUUAUUUUGUGCAUAAUUUACAUAAUCAUAUAUCACAUUAUGUAAACUUUCAUUUUUCAUAAGUAACAUAGGUUAUAAAAUACCUAAUUAUUAAAAUAAAGUUAACAAUCAAACGGUUUUCAAAUACAGCCAAAACUAAUAAAUUCCAUAAGUGUAUUACUGUUUUAGAUUAUUAUUGUCAUUAAUACUAUUUUAAUUUAAUAUGUGCCUAUAUUGUAUAAUACCAUAAGGAGUCAUGAAAUCAACUGCUUCAAGAAUUUAUGUGAAAUUAAAAAAGUUUGUAAUGAAAUAAAUACCUAUAAUGACUUAUAUCUAUAUAAUAAACUAAUAUAUGCCAUAUUAUACUUAUUGACGAUAGUUAGCCAUAUAAAAACUAAAUUAUAAUAUAUUGAAAAAAAAUGUGUAAUUUUCAUUAUUGAGUAGUUAAUUAAAUACUAUAAUUAAACAGAGAAAUAUGGACAAAGAAAGACUUACAGAAAAAUAUAAAACUGUAUAUAUGGUUAUUUAUAAGGACUUAAAAAAUCUUACAAAAAUAUGUACGGUUAGAUACGGAUGUACAGACAUAUUAUUAUUGUGAUGACAUUACGAUUUCCUAGUAAGAUUUUUAUCAGUCGAUCAAAUAAAGAAAUUUUAUCACAUCCACGUGAAUAAAAUGUAUUAAUAGUAACUGGUAUUUGUAUUAUAUGUUAUUUGUAUCCAAUUAUUGUUAUUAUAUGUAUAA
Rhopalosiphum padi (bird cherry-oat aphid) is the source of this 2707-nucleotide messenger RNA. RefSeq lists its product as uncharacterized. Lineage: Eukaryota; Metazoa; Arthropoda; Insecta; Hemiptera; Aphididae. The transcript is spliced from 7 exons. The record is from RefSeq and is a predicted model, not a curated record. Bases 262 to 1071 code for a protein of 269 amino acids.